Messenger RNA from Sodiomyces alkalinus F11, 1566 nucleotides. RefSeq lists its product as hypothetical. Lineage: Eukaryota; Fungi; Ascomycota; Sordariomycetes; Glomerellales; Plectosphaerellaceae. The transcript is spliced from 3 exons. Gene Ontology annotation, molecular function: DNA-binding transcription factor activity, RNA polymerase II-specific. The record is from RefSeq and is a predicted model, not a curated record. Gene Ontology annotation, biological process: positive regulation of transcription by RNA polymerase II. Bases 265 to 1566 code for a protein of 433 amino acids.
GUCUGGAUCACACCAACAAUCCAAACAGAACACCGUGUCCUCUGACCCCCCAAGCUUACUCGUCGUCACCUUUCAUUAGCAUUUGUCGAUUGACCUGCCUGGCUGACUCAUUGGAGUCUCCUUGACAUGAUGUCGUCCUUCUAGGCAGCCAGAUUAGGCCGCUCUCUUAUUUCAAUCAUUGACCAACGACUUGCCCAAGGUCAUUCAUCCUCAUCGAGGAGAGAUAGAGAAAAUCAACGACACAAUAGUAACACGCAGCUCACCAUGGCUACCUGGGACACUCCCAUGAUCAAGUUCGAGGGCUCGCCUACCGAGUCGCUCCUCUCCGCACCCCCCGACAUGUAUACCUCUCUCUUCUCGCCGGGUACGCCGGGUACGCCGGGCACGCUAGAUCCCUCCGAGAUCCUAUCACCACGUGCAACCCCGGAAGCCUCUCAUGCCGCAACCCAGGCCGGCAUGACGACCCCCGGCCCUACAACUACUUCCGCCGCCACUCCGGCAGCCUCCUCACCGGGCGCCUCCACACCGGGUGCCGACUCCACGUCCGAGAAGAAGUCCACAAAGAAGCGCAAGUCGUGGGGCCAGAUUCUUCCCGAACCCAAGACCAAUCUCCCCCCAAGGAAACGGGCCAAGACGGAGGAUGAAAAGGAACAGCGGCGUGUUGAACGUGUUCUCCGUAACCGCCGCGCUGCCCAGUCAUCAAGGGAACGCAAGAGGCUCGAAGUCGAGGCUCUCGAGAAGAAAAAUAAGGAGCUCGAGGCGGCCCUGAACCACGCCCAGCAGGCCAAUGCCAGGUUGAUGGAGGAGCUCGCCAAGAUGCAACGCGACUCGGGUGUCAUGCCCCGGUCAUCCGCCCCCCUUGAUUUUUCCGCCUCGAACAAUUCGAUGACUCUCUUGCCCGAGCUCUUCGGCUCGCCAGACGGUCGGCGGCCUUCUGCCGACUCGGCGAUCUCCCUAGUAGAUGAUCUCCUCAAGAUUACCCAAUCUAACGCCACCGUCAACCCCGCUUCCCUAUCACCCGCCCUCUCGCCCGCCCCACAGGCGGACGAGAUCGAAAUCCACGAGGAUGCCGAUGCGAUUAAGACGGAGCCUAUCGACGUCUCUUCCGACCUGACACAACUGUCAUCAGUCGGAGGAGCGUCCGGAGACUCGGCCAAUUUCGCAGACGACCACUUGGGCUCUGUAUCUGCACCUUCAUCUGCUGAUGAUCACCUCGUCAGCAAUCAUCUCGGCCUGUCAGAGACCUUUGAUGCAGAUCGCUUUGUCCUUGAAAGCGGGCUUCUCUCUUCCCCCGAAUCAAUCGAUUAUGACGACGAUUAUCUGGCUGGUGACUCGUCCCUCUUCUCGGUCGACCCGUUCGACAUCAACGACUUCCUCCACGACGAGGUCAACGCGGCAGCUCUCACCACAAACGCGGCAGCAGAGAAGCGCCCGGCGGACCCGAUCAUGGGCCACCACGCCCCUUACCCUGAGACUCAAGUCUCUUCAGAAAAUUCUAACCUGCAGCCCCACUCUGGCGCGUCCCCUUAUGGAUGCGACGAUGGAGGCAUUGCGGUUGGUGUCUGA